Aspergillus mulundensis is the source of this 831-nucleotide messenger RNA. RefSeq lists its product as uncharacterized. The coding region runs from base 1 to 831 and encodes 276 amino acids. NCBI's taxonomy places the organism in Eukaryota, Fungi, Ascomycota, Eurotiomycetes, Eurotiales, Aspergillaceae. The transcript has a single exon. The record is from RefSeq and is a predicted model, not a curated record.
AUGUCCACCACACUCUGGAUGGGCCUGCGCCUCACAGCAAAAGUCUCAAAAUUCCAAGCCGCCAACGGCGACCGUUUCCCAGCUAAGCAAGGCAACGCCCAAGACGCCGCCUGGCUAGCCCGGCACUUCCUGAAGAUCAUCGCAGACGCCGACUUCCUCACCUACGGCGCAAUGAUCGGGCACAGUCCCGGGCUAAAGCAAUGGCGCGUUGUGCUCGACGCAUUUGAGCCGGACGGCAAGGGUGUCAAAACCGAUUUGACCGUUCGUCUGGUGGAGAAGUUGAAGAGGGGCUGGUACCUGGCGCACCACACUGUGCACACGCUGUGGGGGACUCAGCAUGAACUGGAGCGGGAUAAUGAGGUUGGAUGGGAGGACCAUGAUGACUGGAAGCAUCGGACGGCGUUCAUGGCGUACCGUGGUGUUCCCUUUAUCCUGCAGGUUGAUGGAGAGCUUUGGGAGGAGAAUUUGCUUGAGCUGAGUGCUCUGCUUCAACGCGACUGCAAAGAGCAGGCGGAAAAAUUGAAAAAGGACGCGGAGUCUUGGGAUACCAUUGCAAGCGCGACAAGUUGGGAGAAGCCACUCGAGAAAAAGCAUCGUAAGGCAUUAGCAGACGCCCUAGAAAAGAUGGCACCCGCCGCGAGCGUCGGACGGACGGAGUCUUCUGGACGUCCUGAGAGAAAGGUGCGCUUUGCGGAGGAGAAAAACGAAGCUUAUAGCCCUGUUACUAGCGAUGAUGGAAAGCAAGUCGCGGAGCAAAGUGCUGAUGGUGGCGGGUCCGUUGCUGGUGUGAUGCUGCGUAGAAUUGGACUGUUUCGCAAUAACUCUUUCUAA